Messenger RNA from Photinus pyralis (common eastern firefly), 1209 nucleotides. RefSeq lists its product as uncharacterized. Gene Ontology annotation, cellular component: membrane. The transcript is spliced from 2 exons. The record is from RefSeq and is a predicted model, not a curated record. Lineage: Eukaryota; Metazoa; Arthropoda; Insecta; Coleoptera; Lampyridae. Bases 65 to 1150 code for a protein of 361 amino acids.
AACCUGCAGUCGCUCUUGACACAGCCUCGUUUUAAAAUGAUUUCCCUUACAACCACGCUCUUGUAUGAAGAUGGAAAAUUUUACCGAAAGUAAUUCAGGUGAAGAAAGUGCAACAUUAUCUCUUUGGAUUAUAAUUUCGUAUUAUUGCUUCGUGCUUAUUGGUUUAAUACUAAAUGUGUGUAUUUCGAUUUGUUUGAUACAACGAAAGGAACGAGGCAUCUUUUCUCUAAUUUUACAUUUAACUAUUGUGGAUUGUUUGUCUACAUUUGUUGCCGUUAUUGAAAUAUGGAUUAUAAACAACCACUCUUGGGUGUUACCGUCAAAGCUUUGUCGAUUUUUUUCCGGUAGCGAAGUGUUGAUCAAUACCUUUGUCUUGUACGAAACAAUUUGCAUAAACUUUCACAUUACGUCGACAUUGAACUUGUAUUUGCAAGAAAUUCGGAACGACGGUAAAAGUCCCAUUUCUCUCAGUGAAGAAGAGGAUUCUGAUCAAUUUCUGGUUUCUCACGAGGAAGAGCAUUACAACCGUAACGUCGUGAUUGACUAUAGACGAAAAAAAACCGACAUAGCUAUACUGGUUCCUUUAUUUUUAGUUUGGUUUGUGGGUUUAUCGGUAAGCAUACCACAGCUCACACUGUCAACGCCGGUAACUGUUGAAAAUAGCGUUGUGCUUUGUACAAUAUUUGAUACAUUUCACAAAAGAUUAUUACAAAAUUUGUCAGUGGCCUUUAGAAUCAUAAUUCCACUGCCACUAUUGUUCUUAUCUCUCGUAAUUUUGAUAACUAGAUCGUAUCAAAGCAUGCACCUAAAAAAUGUUGGCCAAAAUUUGCUAGCGCGCAAAACGAAAAAAGUGCAGUCUAUGCUAGUUUUGGGAACAGUUUUGACCAUACUGUAUGUUACAGUUUCCCUCCAAAGACAGAUUCUUGCUAUAUUACAUUUCAUAGCACAAGAAAUUAACGCUGCUGGCUCUCUUAGUAAUUUUAAGAUACCGCCGUUGCAAAAUGUGACGUGUUCAAAUUUGACAAAUUUACUAUCCGCAAUGGCUCAUUACGCUUGCAGCACGUUGCGUCCAAUUAUUUAUAUACUUGUCCUUCCGGAAUUAAGAUACAUGUUUAGAUUUAGUGAAAAAUUAAAAUGUUAUAAAAAAUAAACACUUAGGUAUUUUGCAUACCCAAUAACCUACCCCUAAGACCACUUUUGUACUUAUUU